CCAAUAGUGAUUCAAAUCCGACGGGCUUUCAUUUAGACAUAGAAGAAGAUUAUCUUAUACGACGUGUUUCACAUGAACGGAAUAAUUUUGAAACCACAACCUCAAAUUCAAUCCUAAUUCCAAGUAACACUAAUUCUAAAAUCAAUAUUAUCAAUUUACAAACCCCAACAGCAAAUUCUAAUCCUUCCUUAAAUGAAGGAAUGUUGAGUACAAGUUCUGAAGGUUUUGGUGAAACGAAGCAAAGAAACUUUGUUGAUGACGACGAGAAAGAGGAAAUUCUCUUGGAAACUCUGGGCGCCUCAACAGAAACCAGUGGAAUCAGUGUUGAAGCGUACCCUCGUUUAUCUACACAAGAUUAUCAGAAUGUAGCAUUACUCGUUGUACUUUAUUUAUUACAGGGAAUUCCUGUCGGAUUGGCAUUUGGUUCAAUUCCAUUUCUUCUAAAAUCAAAAUUAUCAUAUUCGCAAAUUGGGUUCUUUUCUUUGGCGUCUUACCCUUAUAGUUUAAAAUUAUUAUGGUCACCGAUUGUUGAUGCUACUUAUUCAAAGAAGGUUGGGCGCAGAAAAAGUUGGAUCAUACCGAUUCAACUGUUAACCGGAAGUUUAUUUUUCUGGCUCGGGAAUAAUGUGGAUGUAAUUUUUGAUGAAGAAAAACCUGACGUGUUUACUUUGACAUUAUUAUUUUUUAUAUUGAUAUUCUUUUCGGCUACACAAGAUAUCGCUGUUGAUGGAUGGGCGUUGACAUUAUUAUCCAAGAACAGUCUUUCUUAUGCAUCAACGGCACAGACUAUAGGGUUGAAUACGGGAUAUUUUUUAUCAUUUACGGUAUUUUUAGCACUCAACUCUGCCGACUUUAGCAAUAAAUACUUUAGGACAGAACCAAGCGAUGUUGGAUUUAUAUCAUUGGGAUCAUAUCUUUCAUUUUGGUCCGUCUUAUAUUUUGUUGUAACUGUUUGGUUGAUUUUCGUUAAGGGAGAGGAUGCCACUCAUGCUUCCGAUGAGAUGGAUAUCAAAACGGUAUAUCAGACGAUAUGGAACAUCUGUAAAAUGCCCCAUAUGCGUAAACUUAUUUUAGUUUUACUUGUGGCAAAAAUUGGAUUUAUCGCAAAUGAGGCGGUUACUGGAUUGAAACUUUUGGAAAAGGGCUUCGGUAAAGAGGACUUGGCUUUGGCUGUGUUGAUUGAUUUUCCAUUCCAAAUUUUAGUUGGAUAUUAUGCUGCCAAAUGGAGUAAUGGUCCGCAACCUUUAAAGCCUUGGAUUAGAGCAUUUUAUGGCCGAUUAUUUUUUGCCAUUGUUGGAAUGUUGGUUGUAUAUAUAUUCCCGGGUAACACGCAGAUUUCCUCUGGAAUGUUCAUUGUUGUGAUAGCUAGCACGGUUUUGAGCUCGUUUAUGAGUACCGUACAAUUCGUUAGUAUAUCAGCUUUCAUGACUACAAUUGCUGACCCAGUUAUAGGCGGAACAUAUAUGACGUUGUUGGCUACCUUUAGUAACUUUGGAGGAACGUGGCCUAGGUUCUUUGUUCUAGAAGCUGUUGAUUAUUUCACAGAUGCCACAUGUAACAUCAUUAAAGAAAGUAAUACAACUAGCACAAUACAAUGUGUUUCGGAGCAAGAUAAAAUGAUAUGUAAAGACAAUGGUGGCACUUGUGUUAUACAUCAAGAUGGUUAUUAUAUUGUAUCAAUCGCAACGGUUGCAAUUGGUACUCUUUUGUUGUUUGGAUUCAUUAUUCCGCAGAUUAAAGUCCUACAAG
Molecule: messenger RNA, 1749 nt
Organism: Funneliformis mosseae
Lineage: Eukaryota; Fungi; Glomeromycota; Glomeromycetes; Glomerales; Glomeraceae
Source: the annotation of a GenBank genome assembly